Suillus subaureus is the source of this 465-nucleotide messenger RNA. RefSeq lists its product as uncharacterized. The transcript has 4 exons. The record is from RefSeq and is a predicted model, not a curated record. Lineage: Eukaryota; Fungi; Basidiomycota; Agaricomycetes; Boletales; Suillaceae. Bases 1 to 465 code for a protein of 154 amino acids.
AUGGCACAACACAGGAACCAGCAGCCUCAACCUCUGCAAGUCCCUGUCCCUCUAGGAAUGGUGCCAAUUCCUGGACUACCGGAUAUGCAAGCCCUUCAAUUGCUCUUGGCAGCCUUGGGACUGAAUGUGAUGGCAAUUCUUAGCUUGAUGCAGGGUGGAAUUCCAAUGCACCAUGUACCUCAACAUGCCCCACAGUCUUUACUAGCAGCUCUCCUACCUCCAGCUCCUCGGCUCAAGACCAUUGAGAAGAGACAUGCACCAAUGCAAGAAACCAAGGAAGGACGGCAAAUUAUCUUGAACACAUGGACUGAUCAGUUGAUGCCCACACAAAAAACAAUUUGUGCUGAACUCCAGGACCAUAUCCAUGUUGUGAUUUACAACCUCACUGGGAUCAUUGCCUCUGAUAUUGGGAAGCCAAAGGACUUGGAUGACGAAGAUUCUUCUGAUGACAAGGAUGAGACCUGA